AUGGAAGUGACUGCAACUACCAUGAUGGACUGGGCUACUGCAACCACUGCGACAAUCGACUAUCCUAUUUCACAGUCGGAUGUUUUUCAAUCCACUCUAGAGCAGCAGCCACCAUCUCCCGAGUCGGCUCGUAUCGACACUACUGCCAUCUUUGAUACAUCUUCAGAUAGGCUUCAGACUGACCCAAUCACGGACAAUGCUGUUCUGACUGAUAUGCUUAUGGAAGAACCACAUAUUAUUCGUCCUGCAGACUCUUUGCAUUAUUUCAAGCAACGUCCUGCUGAGCUUGGUCCUCGCUUGCCAGAAACUUUAACUGCAAAACAGGAUCUGGUAUCUCUAUUCGGCAUACGACCACUAUAUGAUUCAUACAUCAGACCUUACAGAUUACAGUCUACAGCAUCCUCUACUAAACCUGUACAGUUGCAUAAUGGCUCUGAAGAAUCAAAUGGAAGCCCUGCUAAAACUAUGGACUCAUCAUAUACCUCAUAUAUCGCCGAUCUUCCAGGAAAUCCAGAUUUGUCACCAGAUAGUGGAUUGCGAGAUUUGCUAUUUGGACCACAAAUGAAUGUUUCCAUUCAGCCCAUGCCGUUUGACAAAGAUACUCUAAAUGCUGCAUUUUCACUUGUCCCUGGACUCAUACCUGGAUUUGAAGGACUUUUUUUUGGACUAGACAAUUCAAUACCACCAGAUGAAAAAUCUGAAUCCAAAUUAAACUCGCCAGAACACUCAUCACCUACUAAUCACACUACAGUAUUGCCAGCAGCAUCCAAACCCAACUUAAUGCCAGAAGUUUCUGGUGUAGCAUCUUCUAGUGUUAGACUUACACUCAUGCCUUCAAAUCUUAAAGCUACCUCAUCGGCUACGACAGCUUUCACCACACCAGCCAAGUCAUUGACAUCUCCCAUCACUCCAUCUACACAACCUACUAGUCGACCGCCUUUAAAAUUAAACUUGACACAUACUGCAGCAUCAAUAGCUCCAACGACAGCAGCAUCAGCCGUGGCUCCACUUUCAGCCAAUACUUCCGCAACACCCAAGCUGGUCAUUCGAUUGGACAUGCGGCCAGAAAAUGCCAUUGGGUCAGAAAUAAAGAAAAAGAAGCGGCGGAGACCCGAGGAAGAAGAACGACGAAAAAAGAGGUGA
This is a messenger RNA of Batrachochytrium dendrobatidis JAM81, 1143 nucleotides long. RefSeq lists its product as uncharacterized. Lineage: Eukaryota; Fungi; Chytridiomycota; Chytridiomycetes; Rhizophydiales. Gene Ontology annotation, molecular function: transcription coregulator activity. The transcript is spliced from 5 exons. Gene Ontology annotation, cellular component: mediator complex; core mediator complex. The record is from RefSeq and is a predicted model, not a curated record. Bases 1 to 1143 code for a protein of 380 amino acids. Gene Ontology annotation, biological process: regulation of transcription by RNA polymerase II.